This is a messenger RNA of Aureobasidium uvarum, 1392 nucleotides long. NCBI's taxonomy places the organism in Eukaryota, Fungi, Ascomycota, Dothideomycetes, Dothideales, Saccotheciaceae. The record is from the annotation of a GenBank genome assembly.
AUGAAACCGUCAAUACUGAGAGCUCUGGCUACGGCCGGGCGCAGCAACAAAUGCUGGCCAACUCCUCGCAUCAGCCAUCAAUGUACCAGGACGUUCAACCAGAGCACGCGAUUGCGUUUGAGAGAGCAGUCCAAAGGUGUCACGGCAGAGAACUCGACGUCGCAGGGACAGCCCGCGGCGAAUUUGAGUCAGAGUGUUGGCGAAGAAGAGAAGGAUCACUAUGCGAGGGUUGUGGAGCACAGCAAGCAGAGCCAGAUGCGGUCGCCGUGGAUGCGCGAGGGUAGCGAUAAGCCUCCUGUUGCUCGCUUGAGGUCGGCUGGUGCUAUGGUCAAAGACGUCAACAAAGACCGCAAAGACGUGGAACCCCUGGCUCUCCUCGUACACCCCCAACAACCCCUCAGCUACCUCGAACGCCUGAUCCAAUCCGAGCUGCCCGUCAUAAAGAACGAGAAUGGAAACGACAAGAUCCCCGCUGUCCACUUCCGCGCACAAGACCUAGGAGAAGAAGCAAUCGACCCAGACCGCCAUGAACCCGACGAAGAAUCAGAAGACUACAAAUUCGAGCACUCGGAAGACUUCAAGAUUGACGGCAAGACGGAGCGAACUGGCAAACUCAACGAGUCGGGUGAGGUCGCAGAGGCAAAGCCUGUGAACCCUGUCAAAGAGCCUGAUCCAGAACACCCGAACUUUGUGCGUUGGUCGCCCAGCACCGAGAUUGGCGAUUUCAUCAGAGAUGCUGCGAGGGGCAAGGAGUUCAGUGUUGAUAUCGAGGGUGCUCCUGAACCCAUCUAUGUUGCUGUGCCGUCAUUCGCUGAUCGUACUUACUACCUGCGUAUGCGACUGCGCAAGACGGCCAAGCAGAUCUCCUCUCUGGCAGAUAUCAAGACCGAGUGUGACAAGCUGGCCCAUAAGAGUGCCCAACGCGUUGCUCAAGGAGGUUUCGCAGUGCUGGUGGGUUGGUGGGGUAGUGUCUACGUCCUCACCUUCCAGACCGAUCUGGGCUGGGAUGUCAUGGAGCCCGUCACCUAUCUCGUCGGCCUGUCCACGCUGAUCGGCGGUUACAUGUGGUUUCUCUACCACAACCGCGAGGUCAGCUACCGUUCCGCCAUGAACUUUACCGUCAGCAAGAGACAGGACAAGCUGUACCAAGCAAAAGGCUUUGAUGUGUUGAAGUGGGACGCUCUUGUCGAAGAAGGCAAUCGUCUGAGAAGAGAAAUCAAGAUGGUUGCUGAGGAGUACGAUGUCGACUGGGACGAGGCCAAGGAGGCAGAUGACAAGGUAGCCAAGGCUCUGCGCAACGAGCGCAGAAAGAAGCAGCUCGUCAAAGAUGACGAAGACGAAGAAGGCAAGAAGCGCAAGAAGUCCAAGGAGGAGGACGACGAUGAUGACUGA